CAGUGCAGUGACUGGUGCAAAUUGUUCUCGUCAUGACAUGAGCUGCUGCCUGGACCUGUAGGAAAAAGCUGGCGCAGCAGUCCAUAGCGUUGAGUCAACGUUGCAUCUGCGAGGCUGAGACAGACAGCGGCAUCUCUGGACUGCUGCUAAGAGACAGAUGAGAUGACAUAGCGACUGGACAAGCUGACGUUACUUUGACACCCGGAUCAGAUUGUGUCAUUGUCUUAUUUUUCGUCGGUUUGCCGGCUUUUAACAAGCUAUUUGCUUAAGCUUGCUUAACGCAGGCCAGUUAUCAAUGCUCCCAAAGAGCUGCCUGCACAUAGAUGUUGAUCUAACUUGCUGCAAGCUAGCGUUAGCUCGCUGCUGCUACCCUUCAGACAUUGAAGUGGCCACACAAACAUGCGGAUCAUCGAGGCGGAGACCCCUGGGACAUCUCUAACGUUGAACGCUUUCUGCAGGACACGAGUUUCGACUAGCCGCUGACUGGACUCUGCAAAGUCUUUGUAGAGGGGAAAGAGCGACGGAUCUCAAAGACCAGACUGCCCACAUAACUUUUUGCCUCUCAGACGGAUCGCCAAGGACCAUGCUGACCAUUCUAGCUGCUGGGUCUAUGUUCUUUCCAGGCCUUUUCCUCCUGUCCAAACAAUGCCUGAAGUCAAUCCCAGCACUGAGAUGGAGCGAAGGAGAUGCAGUCAUUGUAUCCGCCAGGUUGGUUUCAUCAGUUCAGGCAGUCAUGGCUUCUUCAGCUGGCUACAUCAUUGCUUCUUCCUGCGAGGACAUCCUCGAGGACCAGCAUUGGCUGACAAGCUCUUACAUCAUGUUUGCUGUUCCCUACUUCGUGUAUGACAUCUACGCAAUGUUCAUGUGCUACUGGUACAAGCUACGGGUCAAAGGGCACGAGGAGGCCUCGGCAGCACCUCAGCACAUGAGCACAGCACUGACCAGCUACCUGCGGCGCGAGUUCCUCAUGGUGCUGCACCACGUUGUCAUGGUCACCGUCUGCUUCCCCGUCUCUGUGUUUUGGAGACAAGGAAAGGGAGAUUAUUUCCAGGGUAUACUGUUCAUGGCUGAACUCAGCACUCCAUCUGUCUGCUUAGGAAAAAUACUCAUCCAGUACAAACAGCAACACACUCUCCUGCACAAAGUGAAUGGGGCUCUUAUGCUGAUCACUUUUUUCAUCUGUCGAGUCCUCCUCUUCCCUUACCUCUACUACGCCUAUGGAAGGUACGCGUCCAUUCCCUUCCACAUGGUCCCCCUGUCGGUGCCCUGGCACUGUAACCUCGGUGCUGCUCUGCUCAUGGCCCCCCAGCUCUAUUGGUUCUCCCUAAUUUGCAGGGGCGCCCUGCGACUAUUCAUGGGCUCCUCCCGCUCUCAGAGACCACGUGCGACCACAGGCGCAGCCAAGGAGAGGCAGACGGACGGCAACGCACUGCCCCAGCCGGCCAACGGCUACAGUGCACGCUCCUCAGAGCCUGAUCUGGCCACUCACUGAGAAGAGUGGAGGGGAGGGUGGGGAGGGAAAGAAGGCGAAUGUACCAAUGAGUAUGUAAAUGAAAGAAAGCUGUGAGGGGGGAAAAGUGAUACUUGGAACAAGUAGCAAUAUGAAGAAAGCUACAGACAAUGGCCUCAAAUAGUGCUGAAGUGUUUGUGGCCAGCAGUCAAAGUCUUGACAGCGAAAUGAUUUGGUUGCUGGCCUUCGAGCACUUCAGCGUCUCAGUUUGUAGGAAACAUGUGGAGUGUUCGUGCAUUCAGUAUUUAAAGAUGUCAUCAUGCACUGUGACCGAUGGAAACAUGCACUGACCUGAGAGGAAUUUGCCUGGAUGUAUAGCAAGCAUAGGUGGCUAUUUCCCUCAUGUAGAUCAAAUUCAGUCCUCUCUGCCUCACGGUAUAGGAAGAGCAGGAGAAUAGGAAUGUAUUAUAUUGUAUGUUAGUACAUUUGCUGUAGAUGGAAGGCCUAAUUCAGUUUAGUAAUGAAGAAGACCUUCAAAAAAGAAAAAAAUCCCGGCUAAGCAGUAUUUUGACUUGUUAGUGUUUAAUAUCUGUAUCCUCUAUGUAGUCACUGUCACUCUAACAAAAUGUAACCAACCUGCAGACUGACUCAUCUUUAGAAGGGAGAUAAUCUCAUAAGACUGUUUUCUGCUGCCUUAUCCCUUUCCCCCAAUUGUUUGCAGUUUCUUUAGGUUUUUAUUUAUUUUGUAACCUCAGAGGAGACGGAAGAGGCUUCUUCAGACACAAACAUGUGACGGGUGUACAUAGCCAGUGUAAAUUUGUCCUUAUUUCCAUGUCAGUAUUAGUUCAAUGUUGGUUUUUAAUUUCUUUUUUCUUUUUUUUAGGUUUUGCUUCAUUUCUACAUCUGCUAUUUCUACAGACGUUUUUGAACAUUUCAGCAUUAAAACAAAAAUCAUUUCACCGUUUAACAUCCUAGUGUACGCAAAUCUCCCACAAACGUUACGGCAGUGCUUCUCGUUUCAGUGUAGAUAUGACUUCAUUCCAUUUACUGGUAUCACAAAGUGUUUGUUUUUUUUAAUACGUGGAAGUGAUGCACAGUAGCAGUCACUUUAAAAUGAGUGUUUUUUUUUUGUUUUUUGAUGCUGUUAUAAAUCUCAAAAUAUCCAUUUGAUUGGCUGGAAUAAGUCAGUUAGGGAUCCAUAACAUUUGAGCAUUUAUAGUUUUGUCAGGGGACUUGCAAUGUUGCAGUUUGAAGGGAAACAAAAGUGAACAAUAAUAAUCUUGUAGGGAAGCAUUCCCUUGUGAAAGACUUGCAGCGCAUUUGUCCACGACAACUUCUGUUGUUCCUCUUUUCUUUUCUUUUUUUUAACAAUGAUGAAGUCUAUGAAUUGUUUUAAGCCUUUGUAUGAAUUGCUUCAAUCAUUUAGCCGUUUAUUUGAGCCACCGGUUCUAUGAACCUCCUAUGAUCAAACUGGCUAGUUUUAUCAUUUUAUGUUUGUUUAAAGCAGCUUCACUGUCCUUGAAAUGGGUCAAUAAAAUAAUAAAAUAAAAACAAAGCUCAGAAACCACCCAGACAGGGCAGCGUGUGCCAAAAACAUCUGGACAAGUGUGGGUAUGUUGAACAUCCAUUCCCGGUCCAUGAACUCAUAAGGUACUGCUUCUUGACAAUACUAAACCAUUUCAACUGAUGUACUGUAUAUUCCACAAAAUGCUCGUUAUUUAUUUGUAAGUAUUUAUUUAUUUGGUUUGUGGUUUUGAAUGCAUAUUUAUGCAUACAUAUUAUACUAUAUGCUUCUGAGCCUUAUGUAAAGGCUGUAUUGUUACUCCAACUUAGCUAAAAUAUACUUCUCUGUCCUGA
Cottoperca gobio is the source of this 3307-nucleotide messenger RNA. It is a transcript of the gene tlcd3bb, whose product is annotated as TLC domain containing 3Bb. Gene Ontology annotation, molecular function: sphingosine N-acyltransferase activity. Gene Ontology annotation, biological process: lipid homeostasis; ceramide biosynthetic process. The transcript has 7 exons. NCBI's taxonomy places the organism in Eukaryota, Metazoa, Chordata, Actinopteri, Perciformes, Bovichtidae. The coding region runs from base 584 to 1492 and encodes 302 amino acids. The record is from RefSeq and is a predicted model, not a curated record. Gene Ontology annotation, cellular component: endoplasmic reticulum; membrane.